Molecule: messenger RNA, 300 nt
Organism: Gongylonema pulchrum
Lineage: Eukaryota; Metazoa; Nematoda; Chromadorea; Rhabditida; Gongylonematidae
Source: the annotation of a GenBank genome assembly
AUGGUGACAGAAGAGUUUAUCGAAUAUGUGCAGGAAGAUGCAUUAUCCGUGGAAGUGUGGGGCCACCGAAGCAGUGGCUUUGGUAAUGAUUUUGAGCGUUGGGCCGAAGUAACACGACGAAUUGAGCUUCAUGAGCGUUGGGCCGAAGUAACAAGACGAAUUGAGCUUCAUGUCGAUAUCAAGGAAAUGAACGAUAUGGGCCAAUACGUCUCAGUCGAAGUGCAUCCAUCCAAUGAUGUGCUUACUGGCGGAAUAUACCAGUUAAAGCAAGUAAGUACUAGAAACUGUUAUAGCAUGUAA